GAUUGGCGGUGUUGGGUGCGGGCUUGUCAUGGCGCUGGAGACUCUGUCGCCGGACUGGGAGUUCGACCGCGUCGACGACGGCUCUCAGAGGGCCUUCAUCCCAAACCCCAGUGAAUGAGGAGGGACCACUGUAGAACGGUUGCAGGGAAACUAGAAAUCCAUGUUGAAGUCCAAUUGAAGAAUUAUGAGAAAUUUCUGGCGGCAUAUACUUCCCAGCUGAAGAGAAUUGAAGAUGCAUUGGAUGACUCCAUAGGAGAUGUCUGGGAUUUCAAUCUUGAUCCCAUUGCAUUAAAUCUUUUGCCUUAUGAACAGUCUUCCUUACUUGAGCUCAUAAAGACAGAAAACAAGGUUCUAAACAAAGUUAUCACUGUGUACGCUGCCCUGUGCUGUGAAAUCAAAACAUUAAAGUAUGAGGCAGAAACAAAAUUUUACAAUGGCAUCUUGUUUUAUGGAGAAGGAGCUGUGGAUUCUAGCAAAGUGGAAGGAGAUAGCCAAAUUCAGAUGGGAAGAUUUAUUUCAUUUUUACAGGAACUCUCUUGCUUUGUGACACGGUGCUAUGAAGUAGUGGUGAAUGUAGUUCACCAGUUGGCUGUCCUUUAUACUAGUAACAAGAAUGCACCCAAAGUUAUAGAGACAUCAGGAGUUCAUUUUCAGGCUAUGUAUGAACAUUUAGGGGAGCUCCUGACGGUUUUACUCACAUUGGAUGAGAUAAUAAAUAAUCAUGCAGUGCUGAAAGAUCACUGGACUAUGUACAAAAGGUUACUAAAAUCUGUCCAUCACAAUCCUUCUAAAUUUGGAGUACAGGAAGACAAAUUGAAGCCAUUUGAAAAGCUGCUAUUAAAACUAGAAAGCCAGUUACUGGAUGGGAUGAUAUUCCAGGCUUGUAUAGAACAGCAGUUUGAUUGCCUCAAUGGUGGAGUAUCAGUGUCGAAGAAUAGCACUUUUGCUGAGGAGUUUGCACAUAGUAUUCGCACAAUUUUUGCCAAUAUUGAAGCAAAACUAGGUGAACCUUCAGAAAUUGACCAGAGAGAUAAAUACGUAGGAAUUUGUGGACUCUUUGUACUGCAUUUUCAGAUUUUUCGAACUGUUGACAAGAAAUUUUACAAAUCGUUGCUGGACGUUUGCAAAAAGGUUCCUGCUAUCACACUUACUGCUAAUAUAAUUUGGUUUGCUGACUCCUUUCUGUGCCAGAAGAUGCCAGUUGCUGCCAAGCUUCUGGACAAGAAAACCUUUCAAUCAAUUAAGUUAAGCAGAGAAAGUUUUCUACAGCAGAAGGCCCAGUCACUUACCAAAGAGAUGCAGUCAUAUUAUGUGUUUGUUAGCUCAUGGAUGAUGAAAAUGGAAUCUAUUUUGUCAAAAGAGCAACGAAUGGAUAAGUUUUCAGAAGAUCCAACCAACAGGUGCAAUGUUUUUAUACAGGGGUUUCUGUAUGCUUACAGCCUUAGUAACAUCAUUAAAACUACAAUGAAUCUGCACAUGUCCAUGCAGAAGCCAAUGACUAAAACAUCAGUUAAAGCAUUAUGCAGGAUGGUGGAACUUCUUAAAGCAAUAGAACAUACAUUUUACAGAAGAAGUAUGAUUGUUGCUGAUUCAAUCACGCAUAUAAUCCAGCAUCUUCAGCAUCAGGCUCUUAAUGCUAUUGCUGUAGCCAAGAAAAGAGUAAUUUCUGACAAAAAAUACAGCGAACAGCGCCUUGAUGUACUUUCUGCACUUGUUUUAGCUGAGAAUACCUUCAUUGGUCCUAGCACAAAACAGAGGCGGCUCAUUAUUUCUCUUGCUCUCAGUGUGGGCACACAAAUGAAAACAUUCAAAGAUGAAGAGCUUCUUCCUCUUCAAGUAGUUAUGAAAAAGUUGGCCUUAAUUAGUGAACUUAGGGAACGAGUUCAAGCACAAUGUGACUGCUGCUUCCUGUAUUGGCACAGAACUGUUUUUCCAAUUUAUCUUGAUGAUGUCUAUGAAAAUGCAGUAGAUGCUGCUAGAUUACAUUACAUGUUUAAUGCAUUGCGGGAUUGUGUUCCAGCUAUGAUGCACUCAAGGCAUUUAGAAUCCCAUGAAAUUCUUCUAGAAAGUUAUGACAAAGAAAUCAUGGAUGUUUUAAAUAAGCACCUUCUGGACAAAUUAUGUAAAGAAAUAGAAAAGGACCUGCGGCUUUCCGUGCAUACACAUUUAAAGCUAGAUGAUCGAAAUCCAUUCAAAGUUGGCAUGAAGGACCUUGCCCACUUCUUCUCUUUGAACCCAAUUCGCUUUUUUAAUCGGUUUAUAGAUAUCAAAGCUCAUGUGACUCAUUACCUAGACAAGACUUUCUACAAUCUGACCACAGUAGCACUUCAUGACUGGGCCACUUAUAGUGAAAUGAGGAAUUUGGCAACUCAGCGCUAUGGUUUAACUAUGACAGAAGCACAUCUUCCUAGUCAGACUUUAGAACAGGGCCUUGAUGUUCUGGAAAUUAUGAGAAAUAUUCAUGUGUUUGUAUCCCGAUACCUCUACAAUCUUAAUAAUCAGAUCUUCAUUGAGAGAAUCAGCAAUAACAAGCAUCUCAACACCAUAAAUAUAAGGCAUAUUGCUAAUUCUAUUCGAACACAUGGCACAGGAAUCAUGAAUACAACAGUAAAUUUCACAUACCAGUUUCUGAGAAAGAAAUUUUAUAUCUUUAGUCAGUUCAUGUAUGAUGAACACAUCAAAUCCAGGCUGAUCAAAGAUAUCAGAUUCUUUAGGGAAGUUAAGGAUCAAAAUGACCACAAGUACCCCUUUGAAAGAGCAGAGAAAUUCAACCGAGGGAUCAGAAAACUUGGAAUUACACCUGAUGGACAAAGUUACCUUGACCAGUUCAGGCAACUAAUAAGCCAAAUAGGAAAUGCCAUGGGCUAUGUUCGUAUGAUAAGGUCUGGGGGUCUGCAUUGCUGUAGCAGUGCAAUUAGGUUUGUUCCUGAUCUUGAAGAUAUUGUUAAUUUCGAAGAACUUGUGAAAGAGGAAGCUCUCUCAGAAGAUACACAAAAAGCAGCCAGGCAACUGGACUCUGUACUAAGUGAUCUCACACGCAACUCAGCAGAAGGCACAGAGUACUUCAAAAUGCUUGUGGAUGUGUUUGCUCCUGAAUUUCGGAGUCUGAAGAACAUGCAUCUGCGCAACUUUUAUAUAAUUGUUCCCCCACUGGCUCUCAACUUUAUUGAACAUUCAAUCAGCUGCAAGGAAAAACUGAAUAAAAAGAACAAAGCUGGUGCAGCCUUCACUGAUGAUGGUUUUGCUAUGGGUCAUAUCUUGGCCAGAAAAUGUGCCCUUGACUUAUACAUGAGGUCAACUUAUAGUGUAGCUUACAUUCUGAAGCUUUUGAACCAGUAUCAAGAGUUUGAUUCCCUUCACUGGUUCCAGUCGGUACGAGAGAAGUAUGUGAGAGAAAUAAGAGCAUUAGCAAAGCAACAGAAUGUACAGUCAGCUAGCCAAGAUGAAAAGUUGCUACAGACUAUGAACCUUACUCACAGGCGACUUGAAGUUUGUUUGCAGGAGUUUGAACUACUUCAUUUUUCACUAAGUAGUGCAAGGAUCUUUUUCAGAGCAGACAAAACUUCAGCAGAAGAAAAUCAAGAGAAAAAAGACCGAGAAGAAGAAAGUGGAAAAACAAGCAAUGGAGACUUGUCCAAUUCUACAUCUGCAGAACCUGUUGUCAAAUGAGAACCCUGAAAUCUAGAAAGUGAUGGGACCAACUGACAUGGAAUUUUUCAACUUUUCAAUUGGACAGCGAGCCAGAAGUGCUAUGAAAUACAUAAAUUCAACUCAAAAUGUUGUAGUUUAUUCUUUCUGUUCAAAUGUCAUUAAAAUAUACAGCUCACUUUAUAUGAUUUAAGGUGGAAGAACAUCUGUUUUAUUUUGGUUAAAAUGGCUUAAAUUUAAUUCUCUUACAUUUCCUUUGAUUUAAAGUUGACAUCACAUGCUUGGCAUUGUUUUUGUUGCUUGUUUCCAACUGAAGUCCCUCUUUGAAAAUUUGUUAUAAAUAGACCUUUGGAAUCCAAAGAAACUGCCAAAGUAGCAAGUCAACCUUGGUCUUUCAGAGACCAGCACUGUAAAGACAUGUAAAUUUAAGGCACUUUUCAGCUGUAAUAAAACAUACAUUUGUUUCCUUUUUGUCCUCUAACAGGAGAGAAUCGUUCAUUUAGGGCAUCAUAUGUGCCUGAACUGUACAGUGCUAACCAAAUUAGCAUGGUGUUAGUGACAUAUUGUAAAUGUCCAUUCCUAGAGUUUUAACUCAUUUAACGAUACUGCUUCUGUGAGUAUAUACAUAUGUACAGUCACGUAGUUUUAUUUGUGAAUUUGUCAGUUCAUGUAUUCUGAACAUCACAAUGUAGUCACUGAUAGAGGAACAGUUUGGGUUUACAGUAUUAGAGUGGGUAGUGAUAUAUUCCUACUUGUGCCACAGAAUGGGGUCUCCAAUAAAGCCUAUACACUUUGAGACUUCAGAUGUCAGGUUCUGCUACUUGUAAGUAUGGUGGGUUAAAUUGGGACGAGUGGAAUUACAGCCAUAUGAAGCAUGUGAAGAGCAAAAACCAGGAAAAGGGAAUGAUAUGGAAGUAAUCCUUCUUUUACCAUCCUACCUUAUGCUAACCUGUCUUUAACUAUGAAGCAGUAUCUAUGACCAUUUUUCAUACUUUUUGUUUACAGAUGUUAAAAAUAAAGGGAGGCCUUUUUCUGAGAUUCUUAUAUUUUUAGCUGAUGAAGAACCCUUCUUUCCAUGAAGUAUAUAACAGAACUUGAAUCUCCAAACCAUUCCCAUAAGUAAGGUAUUUUCAGAAGAAUGCUGGGAGGUUCCACUGAUUACUAUAUUCAAAAGAGGGGAAAGACCCAUCACACUGAAUUCAGAUGAUUAUCAGAGAGUCAUAAGUGGGCCAGAACAGCAAAACCAUCAACAUACUUUGUACACUUGUGUAUUUGAUUGUCUGGGGUACAGAGUUGAGGUCCUGUUGCAUGUUUUCAUUCAGUUAAGUUGAUCAGUUUCAUCCAAUAGCUAUGCUCAAAUUCUCAGGAAUGAAGGGGACCAAAUAUAACAUGUCUUACUCAUUUUACAAAAAGCUGUUACCUCAGUUUUUGUUCUGUUGAAUAUUCUGUACAUAAUAAUAAAUGAAUCUUUGGAAAGUG
Sceloporus undulatus (fence lizard) is the source of this 5127-nucleotide messenger RNA. RefSeq names its product WASH complex subunit 4 (gene WASHC4). The transcript has 36 exons. Lineage: Eukaryota; Metazoa; Chordata; Lepidosauria; Squamata; Phrynosomatidae. Gene Ontology annotation, cellular component: WASH complex; endosome. The record is from RefSeq and is a predicted model, not a curated record. Gene Ontology annotation, biological process: endosomal transport; endosome organization. Bases 115 to 3669 code for a protein of 1184 amino acids.